Molecule: messenger RNA, 1628 nt
Organism: Pomacea canaliculata
Lineage: Eukaryota; Metazoa; Mollusca; Gastropoda; Architaenioglossa; Ampullariidae
Product: tripartite motif-containing protein 2-like
Exons: 4
Coding region: 219-1628 (469 amino acids)
Biological process (GO): positive regulation of DNA-templated transcription
Cellular component (GO): nucleoplasm; chromatin
Molecular function (GO): ubiquitin-protein transferase activity; zinc ion binding
Source: RefSeq, a predicted model, not a curated record
AUCGUGAUGUGUCAUUUUCACGCUUAAUGUCGAGUCUGUUGUAUAUAAUGUUAUGUAAAAGUAUUAUUUAUAGAUUUUUGGAACAGUUCGUGGACCCUCUACACCAGAGAUUUUCAACCAAAGUGUGAAGGGAUUGUUUGAGAGUGAAUUAAAAGCUUAUAACUUGGUGAACAUCGAAACAUCAAAAAAAAAAAAAAAACAACAACUCCGCAUCAAAGAUGGCUGCCACACAGGAUAUCAUGACGUGUGCAGUUUGCACAGAAGUUUACACCUCGCCCAGAUUCCUGCCCUGUUAUCACACCUUCUGUCUAGAGUGUCUAGAGGAGCUGGCGAAGAGACAUGGAGACACCAUCCCGUGUCCUACCUGUAGAGCUCCUGCUACUGUACCGCCAGGUGGUGUGUGUGAUCUACAAGUCAACUUCUACUUCACGGAAGAAGCUCUGGAGCAGGCACGUAGUGAAGAAAGUCAGUCCAUGUGUUCUGUUCACACUAAGGAAUGUGUUGUACUUUUUUGUACACAGUGUCACCAAGCCAUAUGCACCAGGUGUAAGCUGACCAAACACGAGGGACAUGUUACUGAAGAUCUGUCAGAUGCUGUCGCUCGUUGUAAAAAAACGAUUGAACAUGAACUGGCUCGUCUUGACGCUUCAUUUGCUGAUGAAAAAAAACCCACAGUUAAUUUUAAAAAAAUCGAGAAGCAUUUAGAAGAAAACCAAAUAGCAUUAACGAAGCAGAUUCAAGUCCGGCAUGACGCCAUUGUGGCUAUGGCAGGAAGAUAUCGUGACCAGGCGAUGAGAAAUCUUCAGGAAUUGUCAGAGAGUCUGAGGAGAGAGUUUACCGCCAUGACACAGCCAGUAACAGACGAGGUGAGCUCCCUUUUCAAAUUUAAGGAACGAGCUCGACGGGCGGUGAGUUCGGCCUGUGACAUGGAGGUACUGGAGGUGGAGAGAGAGAUGACACGGGGAGAAGGAAGCGCGGAGUGGUUCACAGAACUAAGGGCUGGGUUGCCUACUAUGAGUUAUCUACCUGGACUCCAUGGCGAUUUCACUAACGACAUUGAAAACUGUGUCAAGAUGUACAUAGGAUCGCCAGUGAAGCUGACAAAUCAGAUUGAGAAUAGUUACAGAUUGAUUACCGAUAUUAGAUGCGGAGAUGGAGAAUGUGAAGUGCACGCUUUGCGGCAAAAGGAGGAUGAAAGUAUCGAGGUAUUUUAUGGAGGAAUAGGGGGUGACUUCUCUAAAGAGAGGUCAGUGAUUUUUAGGCAUUACGUUCGAAGUGGUGUUGCUGAGUAUGGAAAAAGGGUAUCACCCAUCACACGAAAAGAUGACAUAGUGGAAUGGGAAGGGCAACAGAAGAGAAUUCUUGCUUCAAAGGAUGCUGGCAUGUAUUGUAUAAAUCAGAACUGUACGACAGGUGAGUGUUUUAUAAGUUCAGUUCAGUUAGAACAAACAGACGAGAAGGAAAACAGUGGUUUCGGUUCUCUUAAUCACCCAGAAGUAGAUGACGAUGGGAUCACAUUUGACAGCUACCUGCCAGUCAGCGGUGACAUGGUGCGGCCAACAGCUUUAAAUGUUGAUGUUUACGGCUACCUGCUUAUUGGGUGUGGCGAUGGUUGCAUUUUACGAUAA